Molecule: messenger RNA, 201 nt
Organism: Strongyloides ratti
Lineage: Eukaryota; Metazoa; Nematoda; Chromadorea; Rhabditida; Strongyloididae
Exons: 1
Coding region: 1-201 (66 amino acids)
Source: RefSeq, a predicted model, not a curated record
AUGGCAACAAUUCAAAUAUCAUAUGGCGCUCCUAAUAGAGUUAUGAUGAGAUUUGGAAAAAGAUUUGCACCAUAUGUAGUUGGUCACCCAUUCUAUCAAAAUUCUAUUUAUCAACAUGAUGAUGCUCCUGAUAAUGCUUAUAAAAUCAAUUCUUACCUAAACAAAAAUCAACCGUUUCCUGUUGUUAUAGAAAACAAUUAA